Molecule: messenger RNA, 3030 nt
Organism: Copidosoma floridanum
Lineage: Eukaryota; Metazoa; Arthropoda; Insecta; Hymenoptera; Encyrtidae
Product: paramyosin, long form
Cellular component (GO): bicellular tight junction; myosin complex
Source: RefSeq, a predicted model, not a curated record
UUCCAAGGGGAAAAAAUGUCCGACGUGCCUUUGGCGCAGAUGCCGGUGGCGCCGACCAAAUGGCGUCACCUGCCAACGACGAUUUACGAAAAAAACUACGGCUUCGGGAUAAACUAUUACCAGCCGAUGAUCGACUACCUCGACAGAAAGGAGAGCGCCGAGGCCUCCAAGAGCACGGCCCUCAAGGCCCCGCUACCCUUCACGGAGUCACGCGCCUCUUGGGAGCACAACUACAUCGUGCCCUACAGCAGAGACGAGCUCGCACGGCACACUAUAGCCACCGAAAUGAAGGCCAAGGAGCACUUGGAGAACUUUAAGGCAGCCCAGCGCUCGGACUUCAGUCGGCAAAAGUGCGUACAAGCGGCCCGAGUCUCGAAGGAGGUGUACUCGAGCAAGUUCGAGGCGGAGGCGACGAGGUUGCUGUACAGGCGAGCCGCGAGCGAGCCCGACUCCGAGUUCGCGGCGGAGGAGAUGGCAGGGUUGCGCAGCCAAGCCCUCCGGGAGCUCCAGUCGUGCAGCGACGAGGUGGCCAGCGGCACCACCACCACCGAGUCGUACCACCAGCACGGCCGGCAACUGCGGGGCAAGUCGGCCAAAGCCAUCGAGUUCCAGCUCAAGGCCAACGCGCUGAUGAACUUGUCGAGGAGCGAGGAGCUUGCCGACAUAAGGAAGUACCAGCGCGAGGUCGUCCACGUGCACCACGACGAGGCCGAGCACCAGAGGCUCAUGGAGGAGCGCUUCAGGAAUCUCACCGACCUCGAGAAGCUCACCACGCCCCUGGCCAGCCUCAGCAAGGAGAUGAAGAGCUUCGAGCAGAGGAACAGUAGCUAUUUACUCGACAAGAGCAAGCAGACCAGCAUCGAAAUCGAGCAGCUGAACGCCCGCGUCGUCGAGGCCGAGAUCAAGCUCAAGACGGAAGUGCAGCGCGUCAAGAAGAAGCUGCAGAUCCAGAUCACGGAGCUCGAGCUGUCGCUCGACGUCGCCAACAAGACCAACAUCGACCUCCAGAAGACCAUCAAGAAGCAAUCGCUCACCUUGACCGAGUUGCAAGCCCACUACGAUGAGGUUCAGCGCCAGCUGCAGGUGACGCUCGAUCAGUUGGGCAUCAGCCAGCGCCGCCUGCAAUCCUUGACUUCCGAGCUCGAGGAGGUCCGCGGCAACUACGAAUCCGCCCUUCGUGCCAAGAGGACGGUCGAGCAGGCGUACGAGGAGGCGACGAGCCGCAUAAACGAGCUGACGACCAUAAACGUGAACAUCGCGUCCUCGAAGGCGAAGCUCGAGCAGGAGCUGUCGACCCUCGCCGGUGACUACGAGGAGGUGACGAAGGAGCUGCGCGUGAGCGACGAGCGCUACCAACGCGUCCAGAACGAGCUCAAGCACACCGUCGAGAUUCUGCACGAGGAGCAGGAGCGCAUCGUUAAAAUCGAGGCGAUCAAGAAGAGCCUCGAGAUCGAAGUCAAGAACAUCUCGGUGCGCCUCGAGGAGGUCGAGGCCAACGCGAUCGUCGGUGGAAAGCGCAUCAUCAGCAAACUCGAGGCCAGGAUCCGUGAUCUCGAGUUGGAGCUGGACGAGGAGAAGCGCCGACACGCCGAGACGGUGAAGAUCCUGCGCAAGAAGGAGCGCAACAUCAAGGAGGUGAUGAUCCAGGUCGAGGAGGACUCGAAGAACAUAGCCCUGCUGCAGGAGUCGCUCGACAAGGCCAGCCAAAAGGUCAACAUUUACAAGCGCCAGCUGACGGAGCAGGAGGGCAUGUCCCAGCAGAGCGUGACGAGGGUGCGCCGCUUCCAGCGCGAGCUCGAGGCGGCCGAGGAUCGGGCCGACACCGCCGAGUCCAACCUCACCCUCAUACGCGCCAAGCACCGCAGCUUCGUCACCACGUCGUCCGUCCCCGGCUCCCAGGUCUACCUCGUCCAGGAGUCGAGGCAGGAGCUGUAGGGCUCCCCCGACCCCGAGCCAUCCCCCUCUCCCAAAAAAAAAAAAAUCCCUCAGCGCAUCUCGCCCGUACCGCAGCAUUACAAACGACAAGAGUACGUUCAACCACCCGAUUUACGUUGUACUCGUAGAUGCCGAAUCAUACGCUCUUUCAAGUAUCGGUUUUCCAAUUUGUCAUCAGGCAACACUUUUUUCGGGCGAGGAAGAGUGAGCAGAAACGACGGCGGAGCAAGCGAGAAGUACCACAUUGCCUCGAGCAGCCCUUGUGUAAGGACGCAUCUAUCGAGCGCCUAAAAACACGGACGAGCUCAUCUGUAUUUUUGAUUGAUUAUGUUAUUACGAUGAUGAUGAUGAUGAUGAUGAUUUUUAAAAGCCGGACAUUUUAUGAAUAAAAUUUUCGAUGAAAAAUGAUGAAACUAGAAAACCAAAAACCGAGUCUACACCACACCGCAACAGGUUGCACCGAGGCCAUUUCACAAUGACGAUCGAUAUUAACGAGUCCAAAGUACACACAUAUUUAUAAAAUAACCAUGCCAUAACGUCAAGUUUCUCUCAUCUCGGCUUUUUUCCUCUCUCUCGCUCGCACACAUCUCAACACCAUUAUUUGUUAUCACGUGUACGCACAUACAUAUUUAUAUACAUACAUGCAAAUCAACAUGUAUAUGUUAUUUAUAUCGAAACAUUAUUUCACACCCCACGAAAUUUUCGUGCCUUCAUCCAUCGCUCACUUUCGGAUCCCGAAAAAAAAAAAAAAAAAAUAUUGCAUCCUCGCCUUGUUUCUUCCUCUUUCGGGAUGGCUCGUGAUGCAAAGUUCAUCGUUAAUAAUAAUGUGCAUUUUUGCAUGCACACACAUCUCCACGUGUCUCUCACGCUCUUUCUAUUUUUCUAUCUCUCCGUCUCUGUCUUUCUCUGUACUCUUUCGUUUUUAUUUUCUAUGGUUCGUACUAAAGUGUAUACGCGUUUCCAUGAGCCCGAAGCAAAGGAGUAAGAAACAAAGGCAACCUGAGAAGAGAGCGAAUUUGAAACGAGACGCGCUUUUCGACGGAAUAAAUGAUACUUGUAUCGAUUAAUAAUAAAAAAUAAAUAAAUAAAUAAAAA